UAUCAGCUGUUUUAUUGCACACCACACACCGCACACAACUAACAGGGGUUCAACCAUAUAUCUUCGCCUGCUCCUAGAUCGGAAACACGCUAUUUCAAGUGUGCAUGGUGUCGCAUGCAAAGUUGAGUGAAGAGAAAAAAGUGUUUCUCACACGAUAUCAAGAUGUCAACUUGCAGGACAUUGACAAGUAGAUUGGGUGCCCUGUGCACGUAUCACCAACGCUAUAUGUCUACAAGUUGUCUGAGGAGAAUCUACCCCAGUGUAUUGUCAUCCGUGAGACCGCCGUGUUACAGGGAGUUCUCCAACACCGCUGUCCGAAAUGUUAUCUUCACAAGUCCCAUACCGGAUAUACACAUCAAAGAGGAAUCUCUAGCGGAAUAUCUUUUACCAGAAUUUGAGAGAUUUGGCAAUAAAACGGCACUUGUAGACGACAGUGCAGGUAAAUCGUACACUUACCUGGGAUUGAGGGACGCCGUGAUAAAGCUGAGUAGUGCUCUACACAGACUGGGGUACAAGAAAGGAGAUGUUCUGUGUAUGUGUUCCACCAACAGUACCGAGUACGCUAUACUCAUACUGGCCUGUGUGACGUCAGGCAUAAUACUCACCACAACGAAUCCGGUGUACACUUCCGGGGAAAUUGUACGACACUUCCAUCAUUCAGGCGCCUCCGGCGUGGUGGUGACAAAAUCACUAUUGCCGAAUGUCCAAGAAGCUUUGGCAAGCGACAGCAGCCUUCAAAGUACUAUUAAGAACAUCAUAGUGGUCGGUGACAUGGAGGGAUAUCGGUCGUUCUCAAGUCUACUCAGCGAUGACGGUACUUGUUUCCCGGAGAAUCUAAUGAUUGAUCCGAACGAGGACGUGGCACUCCUGCCGUACUCCAGUGGGACCACGGGGCUCCCUAAGGGAGUCAUGCUGACACACAUGAACAUCGUAUCAAACCUUCAGCAAACAAGACCACAGUUCGCUAUCACGAAUGACGAUUCCGUUCUCUGCCUUUUGCCGAUGUUUCACGCUUAUGGCAUGCUUUUCAUUCUAAUGAAUACAUUACAAGAUGGAGGCAAAUUAGUCAUAUUACCCGAGUUUGAGCCAGAGUCGUUCCUCACGUCUAUCCAACAACAUAAGGUGUCCCUGCUGUACAUGGUCCCCCCUAUAGCACUGUUCCUAGCCAGACAUCCACUCGUUGACAAGUUUGACAUUUCUAGCAUCCGGGCCCAUUUAUGUGCGGCAGCUCCCCUGGGAGAGUCAUUAUGUCUGGAGUAUGAAAAGCGACUGAAAUAUCCGGUUGUUCAAGGAUAUGGGAUGACCGAGCUGAGUCCAGUCGCCACUUUGGACACACUUCCUCCACACCACGUGGGAACUGUGGGGGAGUUAGUACCCAACACUAGCGCCAAGUUUUUGUGCCUCGAGACGGGAGCUGAACUAGGCCCAGGAAAGACAGGGGAAUUGUGUAUUCGGGGACCGCAAGUCAUGAAAGGAUACCUUAACAAUGAGAAGGCUACUAAAGAAAUGAUUAUAGACGGAUGGCUUCAUACAGGUGAUGUCGGGUAUGUUCGGGAGGACGGAAGUUUUAUGAUUACAGACAGACUGAAGGAGCUAAUCAAAUACAAAGGAUUUCAGGUAGCCCCAGCAGAGCUUGAGGAUGUAUUACUAAGACACCCCGGGGUACAGGACGUGGCAGUAAUAGGGGUACCAGACGAGAGGGCUGGGGAAAUCCCUCGUGCCUACAUCGUACCUAAACCAAACAGCAAGUACACCCCAGAAGAUAUAUCGAAAUUCGUCGAAGAAAAGCGUUUCCUCCUACAAGAGGCUUCGAGGCGGAGUAGAAUUCCUAGAGGAAAUUCCAAAAUCGCCAUCUGGAAAAAUUCUCAGACGUUUACUUCGCGAUAUGUCCUAGAGAAAUCACCAAUUGAAAAUGACGUCACUGAAAAUACACAAACUGGCUACUGUCAGAAGCAGUGCAUGCAUGCACCGUGAAGCGUACAUUCAACAAAACCAAGCAAGACUAGUUAUAAAGAUAUGUAUAAUAAAUACAUAUACAAAUGAAAAACAUCAAGCGCCCUCACAAAAUAUUGAAAGUGAACCCAAUUUAGUGUCUGCCAAAAUUGUGUACAGAAAACUAGAUUGGACUUUUACUAGAAGCCACCUGUUAUCAAAAUAAAUCCAUAUUGUAUCGUAUAUAUAAAAAAAAUAAAACAAAAACAAA
Messenger RNA from Pecten maximus, 2203 nucleotides. RefSeq names its product 4-coumarate--CoA ligase 1-like. The coding region runs from base 163 to 1974 and encodes 603 amino acids. The transcript has 11 exons. The record is from RefSeq and is a predicted model, not a curated record. NCBI's taxonomy places the organism in Eukaryota, Metazoa, Mollusca, Bivalvia, Pectinida, Pectinidae. Gene Ontology annotation, molecular function: CoA-ligase activity.